UGACGACCAAAUUCAUAAUUAUUGAGUACGAGUGCAGUAUGUCAAAGAUGUAAUCAACUGUAUUUAUUAAAAACUGACAGGUCCUGCAGAACAGAUGUUGCCUAGUACACAGGUGUUUCUUUUAAAGCAAUCGUGUUUUAAAGCGGUUAAUUGAGCCAACAUUGGUUGACAGAGAAAUUAGAGACCUGGGGACAGUCUUGGUGUUAACUUGUAAAUGUUUGUGAAACAACUGGAAGGUGACAAGUUACCGUUUGGUGUCUCUACUCAACACUUGGAGGUGUACAUCAGACGAUAUUCAGUCUAACAGUUGUACCGGGAAGUCAGUCAACAAUGGGUACAGGCUGGCCGGAGUUCUGUAGAGAUCCUUUAUGGAAUUCCAGUGUUUACGUUUUUAACGGAUGGCCACUUCUGACAGACUGCUUCCUCAACACGGUGCUGGUGUGGGUGCCAUGUGCUUUCUUGUGGUGCCCUCUGCCCUUCUACCUGGUGGUGCUCGCCAGGAAAGGAAAAGUCACUCCACUUCAUGUCACCUGGUUGAACUCGGCCAAGACGUUUUUCAGCUUGAUACUGAGCAUGGUGGCGCUGCUGUCGUUGAUACAAGACUUCAAACUGGUGACGGACAGCGGCAAUGACGUGCUUCCGGUGGUUGUCUACCUGGCCAGCGCCAUGCGGCUGGUGUCGUAUUUGUGUGCAGCCUUCCUUACACAACAUGAACGUCGACGCCACGUCAUCACUUCCGGUUUACAGUUUGUCUUCUGGAGCUCGUUGGUAUUGUGCGACGUCGUGCCUCUAUACACAGCCAUCAUUAAAGAGGAUUAUAACAGCGACAUCCUGGAAUUCGUUUUGUUUUGUGUGACCUUUGCCAUAGAGUGCAUCCAGGUCAUCCUCUUUUGCUUUUCCGAAGCCUUUCAGGAGUCACAGAAUGGAUACUAUCAACAGCAAAAGCGUCCAUGCCCAGAGGUCACUGCGUCCUUUCCCAGCCAGAUGACGUUCACGUGGAUGACAAAGUUUAUGUACCUCGGGUGGCGGAAAAAUAUCGAGGAGGAUGAACUUUUCGAACUCAACCCUCGAGACAGCAGUGAUGUCCUUGUUCCUCCCUUUGAACGAGAGUGGGAGCUAGAGAAAGAAAGAUUUAAAAAGAAACAAACCAGCAAACAAAGGUCAGGGGAUCACACUAACGUUGACCCCGCUGUGAUGACGUCACUUCCACAUCUUCAAAUGGACCCCAUGCAAAUGGACGUCCAGUCGGAAACCAGGUCCCUUGUCCCCAGGUGCACACAAGGUGGAGGCGGUUCCGCGACUAUGUACGGUGCCCUUCACCGGCCAGGGGACGACGAUGUUAACCCAGAAAUGCCGUCGCUGCUCCGAGUCUUGAUGAAGAUCAUGGGACCUCGGCUGAUCCUCGGGCUGUUUAUUACAGUGGUUUCUGACGGGUUCAUAAUCUUAGGCCCUGUGAUCUUGGGGCUCCUGAUCGAGCAGGUAAGCAAACCCGACGCCAACGACAAGCAGGUGUGGUCUGGCUACGUGCUGGCGGUGCUAAUGUUCCUUGUGUUCAUGGCCAAGUCACUGCUCCUCAGCUUGGGUUUCUGGUGUUCCCAACUGGUCGGCUUGCAGCUCAAGACCCUCCUAGUUUCCAGUAUUUACAAAAAGUUGCUGUCGAUGAACAACUCUGCACGGCGACUGACCACUGGCGGGGAGAUAACCAACCUCAUGUCCGUCGACUGUCAACGCAUUCAGGACGCCAUGUUCAAUUUCGUUAUUUGGACCAUUCCUCUACAGGCCAUCAUGGUUGUCAGUGUUCUUUAUGUCUACAUCGGCCCCUCAGUCUUCGCCGGCGUCAUCACUCUUAUCAUUAUCGUCCUCAUCAACUCCUUCAUCGCCAGUCGUGAGCACAAGCUCAACAUCAGCAACCUCAAGUUCAAGGACAGCAGACUGAGGCUGAUGAAUGAUCUAUUGAGUGGAAUAAGGGUGGUAAAGAUGUACGCAUGGGAACCUUCUUUCGAGAAGAGGAUCACAGACUUGAGGAGCGAGGAGACAAAGGUGCUGCUCAGAAUGGCCUACCUGAACAUGUUUAUGGGUGUUUGCUGCUACUUCGCACCUUUCCUGGUAACCCUGGCCACGUUUGCAACAUUUGUAGAGGUCUCCCCUGAGAACCAUCUGGACGCUCGGCGAGCCUUCGUGACCUUGUCCUUCUUGAGCAUGAUGAGAUCACAUCUCGACCUGCUAGCCUCACUCAUACCCAUGACGGUUCAAGCUUUUGUGUCAGUGCAAAGGAUCAACAGGUUUCUGUGCCGUGAAGACCUUGACACUAACACUGUUACCUAUGCUGCUGAUGCAGUGAACGCCAUUACAAUUCGAAACGGAACGUUCACCUGGGACAGAAAUUAUGAACCUGUCUUGAAAAACAUCGACCUCAACAUUGGCGUUGGCAGGCUUGUGGCAGUGGUGGGUCACGUGGGAAGCGGGAAAUCGUCAUUGAUCUCGGCAUUCCUCGGUGAAACCGAGAAAUUAUCAGGAGAAGUAAUUUUAAAGAGUUCUGUGGCCUACGUCCCUCAGCAAGCGUGGAUACAAAACACAACGCUACGUGAUAACAUUCUGUUCGGGAAACUCUUCAACGAAAAAAGAUAUCAACAGGUCCUGCGGGCAUGCGCACUUGAGCCCGACCUGGAAAUACUGUCUGCUGGAGACAUGACUGAGAUUGGAGAAAGGGGCAUCAACCUCAGUGGGGGUCAGAAGCAGAGAGUGAGUCUGGCCCGCGCCGUGUACAGUGACAGCGACAUCUACCUACUGGACGACCCGCUCAGCGCCGUGGACUCGCACGUGGGCAAACACAUCUUCACCGAGGUCAUCGGCCCCAACGGCUUGCUCCGGCAAAAGACACGGGUGCUGGUGACACACGGCAUCCACUGGCUGCCGAUGGUUGACGAGAUCAUCGUGCUGUCCGACAACGGCAUCUCGGAGAAAGGCAGCUACGACACUCUCAUGUCCCACAACGGACCCUUCGCUCGCUUCCUCAAGCUUCACCUGCAACAGAGGGACGAGUCGGAGGAAGAGGAAGACCCUGAGAUCUCAACGGUCAUCAACAAGAUCCGAGAGGACGUGGAGACGGCGACUUCCGAGAGCGCAACUUCUGGUGAAGAGCUGACACAUUUCUACAACGCUAGUUACAGAAAGUCCAGAAGAACGAGAUCAAAAUCAUCGUCGAUGGCGGAAUCAAGGAAAACUAAGAGUGACCCUCGCCCCCUGGAGGAAGAUAAGUCACAGGAGGACAAUGGUAGGCUUGUGCAGGAGGAGACAAUAGAGAAAGGAAAGGUGAAGUGGAGCGUGUUUCUCACCUACAUACGAGCAGCAGGUGUCGUACCCUUCACGGCAUCCAUUCUGUUCUUCCUCCUCUUUCAAGCCGUCAACGCCUCAAGUAACUUCUGGCUCAGCCGUUGGACCGACGACAACUUCCUCGCCACAUCCCACGGAAACGCCACCUUGCGGCACGACUACAAAGCCAAGAACGACUACUACUUGACGGUGUUUGUAAUGUUUGGCAUCGCACAAAUCAUUACCCUGGUCGUGAGCAACUUAUUACUCUGGGUUAGAACCGUUGUUGCCUCCAAAAACCUUCACAAAAGACUUCUUGCUAGUGUACUGCGGUCAACAAUGCUGUUCUUUGACACGACACCAGUUGGACGAAUAAUCAACAGAUUUUCGCUUGACAUAGAGACCAUCGACAACACCAUUCCAAACUACAUUCACAACUCCCUCACCCUCGGGAUGAAUGCUCUUGCCACCAUCGUCGUCAUCUCCAUAAAUACACCGCUCUUUAUUCUUCUAGCUGUUCCUAUUAUCAUCCUCUUCUAUUUUAUGCAGAGCUUCUACAUCCCGACGUCCCGGCAGCUGAAGAGGAUGGAGUCGGUCACUCACAGCCCCAUCUACGUCCACUUCAGCGAGACCAUCAGCGGCGGCGCCACCAUCCGCGCCUACCGAGCAGUCGACCGCUUCAUCGAGGAGAUAAAACGACGGGUGGACAGAAACCAGUGCUUUUGCUACGCUGGUCUAGCAGCAUACAAAUGGAUGGUAACAAAUUUGGAAACGGUCGCAAAUCUUAUCAUCUUCGGUGCUGCCCUCUAUUCUGUAGCCACACCUGGGAUUGGAGGAGGAACUGUGGGCUUCUCUGUGUCUUGCGCAUUGCAGCUCUCGGGCUCUAUGUGCUGGAUGAUCCGAAAAAUUAGCGACCUUGAAACGAACAUGGUGUCAGUGGAGAGGGUGAAGGAAUACUCACAACUGAAGUCAGAGGCUCCAUGGAUUAACCCUUUCCGACGUCCAGCUCCUUCUUGGCCCGAGAGGGGUCACCUUGUGUUCAGUGACUACAGCACGCGCUAUCGUCCUGGCCUUGACCUCGUGUUGCGAGGCAUAACCUUUAUUAUCCAGGCUGGUCAGAAGGUUGGUAUCGUUGGAAGGACAGGGGCAGGUAAAUCCUCUCUAACGCUCUCUCUUUUCCGCUUGAUCGAGGCCUCUAACGGCUGCAUCAUGAUCGACGGCAUCAACAUCGCCGACAUCGGGCUCCACGACCUGCGCUCUCGCAUCACCAUCCUGCCACAGGAUCCCGUGCUCUUCUCUGGCACGCUACGGAUGAAUCUUGACCCGCUGGAGGAAUAUUCAGAUGGUCAAAUAUGGAAGGCAUUGGAGAAGGCUCAUCUAAAACGUUUUGCGGAAGAUUUGCAAGAAAAACUGAGCCACCAGGUCGGUGAAAAGGGAGAGAGGCUAAGCGUGGGUCAGCGGCAGUUGGUGUGCCUGGCCAGGUCGCUACUUCGCCGGACCAAAAUCCUGGUCCUGGAUGAGGCCACGGCCGCCGUUGACAUGGAGACGGACUCCCUCAUCCAGAACACCAUCCGUGAGGCCUUCAGCUCCUGCACCAUCAUCACCAUCGCACACCGCCUUAACACCAUCAUGGACUACGACAGGAUCCUCGUGCUGGAUGAAGGCUUGGUGAAGGAGUACGACUCGCCCCACGUGCUUCUUGCGGACAGGAUGAGCAUUUUCUACGGCAUGGCCAAGGACGCUGGCCUUGUGUAACUUGGGCAAAGACAUUAAGGGUGUUGACCAUGUUUGAAAUGAUCAUCAAUGACGACGUCCUUGGUGCGAUUUUAUUUUACACUGAAUUCGGUAAUUUACUUCAUCUACGCAUGCGCAAACAACCAAACGCGGUUGCCAAUCUCAGUCCUUUUAUCCUGAAUCAUUCUGUUCAAACUACAAGCCUACAUCGGAACCUAAACUCUAAUUCUAACCCAAAUGAGCUAGCACUUUCAAAACACAUGUGCACGAGCAUACACACAUAUAUAGAUGUUAUAUGUGUAGGUGUUGCUGUAUCUAAUUGGGGAAGGGAGUGUUAUGUGUAGGUUUUCAUAUAGCAUAGAUGUUAUUUGUGUAGAUGUUGUUAUAUACAUAUGUGGUAUUAUAAUUAUGUGAUCGGGGUGUUGUUUGUGUAGAUGAUGUUAUGUGUGUGUAUUGUUUAUUUAUUUCCUGUCCUAUGUUCAUCUUUCCGCCAGGAGUUUCUUCGCGUGUGUGGUGUAUGUUUUUAAAUGUAAUUGAACAGGAAUUGAAUACUGUGUUUCUCGUGAUCUUUAUUUAUGAACUGACAU
Messenger RNA from Pomacea canaliculata, 5633 nucleotides. RefSeq names its product multidrug resistance-associated protein 1-like. The record is from RefSeq and is a predicted model, not a curated record. Gene Ontology annotation, biological process: transmembrane transport. Gene Ontology annotation, molecular function: ATP hydrolysis activity; ATP binding; ABC-type transporter activity. Lineage: Eukaryota; Metazoa; Mollusca; Gastropoda; Architaenioglossa; Ampullariidae. Bases 331 to 5067 code for a protein of 1578 amino acids. Gene Ontology annotation, cellular component: membrane. The transcript is spliced from 34 exons.